AAGAACCUCUUGACAGGAAAAUUGUUGCUCCCUCAAAAACAAAACACCAAACACCACCGUGUAGCAGUAAAAAUUAAAAAAAAAUUAAUGGAUAAAAAUGUUUUAGCAUCUACCAAAAAAUCUGAUGAGAUUGAUGAUGUGGAAAGACAAUUUAAAAUUAAAGCUGCAAUUUUUCUUUCUGGGAUUUCUGGUUUGUCAGCUUUAAUAGGUUUUGGAGCUACCGUGGCAUCUGCAAGAAAACAAGAUCCAAAAUAUUUUAGUAUUGGAAUGACACCAAUGAAAGAAUUACCGGAGACUGGUGCCUCUUUGGCAUUAAGAGCCCUUGGCUGGGGCUCCUUAUAUGCAUUUGUUGGAUGUGGAGUUUUAUUUUACAGUAUAUGGAAGAUAUCUGGUGCAAAUAAUAUGCAAGAAUUUAGAUACAAAAUGGGAUCUGUACUACCAACCAUUCCUAAAAACACCCCGCCUCAAGGAAGGACUGAAUUUAGUGGUUUAAAUGAUCUUCUGGAUUAUUUACAACAUCAGCGAGGAGUCAAAGACAAAUAGUGUAAACUUAGUUUUUAAAAACAAUAUUUUUUUUAUUUAUUUAAAAGUGAGAAUGGUGGAAAACAAUUACAUAUAGUUCAUUGAUAUAUUUUCUGUAUAUAUUUCCUGAAAAGAG
Psylliodes chrysocephalus is the source of this 658-nucleotide messenger RNA. The record is from the annotation of a GenBank genome assembly. Lineage: Eukaryota; Metazoa; Arthropoda; Insecta; Coleoptera; Chrysomelidae.